Molecule: messenger RNA, 672 nt
Organism: Abrus precatorius (Indian licorice)
Lineage: Eukaryota; Viridiplantae; Streptophyta; Magnoliopsida; Fabales; Fabaceae
Product: heavy metal-associated isoprenylated plant protein 39-like
Exons: 3
Coding region: 69-425 (118 amino acids)
Molecular function (GO): metal ion binding
Source: RefSeq, a predicted model, not a curated record
AUCACAACUUCAUUUGCGAUAGAUAAGCCAAACAAUUUUAACUUAGCUCUCAAUAAGCUUUAACAACAAUGAAGAAAGUAGUGUUGAAGGUGGAGUUACAUGAUGGUAGAAUCAAGCAAAAAGCUAUGAAGACAGCAUCUGGCCUUUCAGGGGUUAAAUCAGUUUCGAUAGACAUGAAAGACAAGCAAUUGAUCUUAUCCGGGGACAUUGACCCAGUAAAUGCAGUGUCCAAGCUACGAAAGUGGUGUCACACUGAAAUAGUUUCAGUUGGACCAGCAAAAGAGGAGGACUCGCCAAAAGUAACUGUUCCUUCCCAGCCCUAUGAAGUUUAUCCCUUUAUUUAUCAGAUGACACCGCCACAAUAUAGUCAAAGUUACUAUGUUAGAAGUGUCGAAGAGGAUCCUAGUGGCUGUGUCAUAUGCUAAUUUGGAUAAUAUUAGCAAGUUUGAUAAAAAAAGACAUCGUAGUGCCUUUGGUUGAUCUUUUUUUGUUAUGAUCUAGAUUGAAUACUAUAGUGUGUAGUAUUUCAAUUGGUAUUGUAUGUUUGGUUAAACUUUGUAUGUCAUCAUUUUGUAAAAUGUAGACGAAAUUUGAGUGAAAAGAGUUCUUUUAGUUCUUCCUUCGAUUAUUAGAAAUUUGUCAAUUUACUACGAAUAUAAAUUUAAUGGAAUU